AUGAUUUCCCAGCUUAUGGAAUAUUGUCUGGAUGGAGUAUUCAUGGUAUCCAUGGAUGCCCGAUAUUUCUUGGCACAAGAUCAUCCAUAUAGAGUCGAUACAAAUCAUUUUUUACAAGGGAAGACCGUCAAAAACCAGAUGCCUUAUAGGUCUACAGGAGUCGAACUAUGGAAUGCUAUCUCAGGAAUAAAGUUUGCAUUUGAAGACCCUGAUGGAUAUCCACUAGGUUAUGGAGUAUCCCAUAAGUGGACGAAGAAGAGGAGGACAAAGGACAAUAUUAAUGCUAGGAAGGACAUAUUCUUGCUUUACAACCAUCCGGAGCUUCACAUAGACCCACAAAGCGGGAUGAAUAGAAUGAAUAGAAGUGGUUGUAAGUUGAUCGGUCUAAAGAGCCAUGACUUUCAUGUUUUCCUAGAAAGACUUUUGCCAAUUGAUUUUAAGAAUUUUCUCCCCAACUUUGUAUGGGCCACACUAACAGAUUUAAGUAAUUUUAUGCAUGACCUAAGCUCUACCACUUUGUCGAAAACUAGUAUGGAUAACUUGGAACUUGCGGCUCCGGUUAUUCUUUAUAACUUAGCAAAAAUAUUUCCACCCGCAUUCUUCGACUCAAUGGAGCAUCUUCUCGUGCAUUUACCAUACGAGGCAAAUGUUGGAGGACCAGUUCAAUACCGAUGGAUGUAUCCUUUCGAACGGUUUCUUCACACCAUAAAGCAAAAAAUAAAAAAUAAAUCCCUGAUCGAGGCAUCCAUUUGCAAUGCCAACAUUCUUCAAGAGAUCACGGCAUUUUCUUCUCACUACUUUGAACCAGAUAUUCAAUGUAAACAACGAAUACCACAGAGAAAUACAAAAGGACCAUUGAACCUUAAACAACCAUCCAAGUCCAUUUUCAAUUAUCUUGGACGUAGUAGUGGAGCUAAAAGUAAAAGAUACUUAGAUAGUGAAGAGUUAUUGGUGGCUCACACGUAUGUUCUACUAAACUGCCCCAAGUUGAAAGAAGGAUUACAGGCUGCAUCAAUAGAUAGAGAAUUCGCCACUUGGUUUCGAUGUCAGGGGAUUCAAGUAACUUACUUACUAUAUUAUGUUUCCUAUGGGCCACUAACACCUGCUACCUCUAUUCCCAUAUAUUUUGUUAACGGAUAUGUUUGGAGGCCAAAAGAUUACGGGUCUAAUAGAUCAACCAUGAACAGUGGUGUAUGUGUCAAAGCAAAUGAUGCGGAAUAUUAUGGACUACUAGAAGAUAUCAUACAACUUCAAUAUCCAGGACCGUAUAUGGGUGUUGUCUUAUUUAAGUGUGUGUGGUUUGACCCAACAAGGGGCACAAGAAUGAACGAUAACUAUAGACUUGUUGAGGUUAACAUGAAGCGAAAGUAUCUUAGAUACGAUCCAUUCAUUCUAGCACAACAAGCCAUACAAGUGCACUAUAGUCCAUAUCCAAGCAGAACAUCAAGACAAUCCUCUUGGAUGUCCGUAUGUAAAACCAAGGCUAGAGGGAAAGUGGAGGAACAAUGGACCGAUGAUAAUGUGAUGUAUCAACAAGAGGUUCCUAUAACUAGUAUCCAUAUCGAAUUGCCACUAAAUAUUCGGUCAUACGAUGUAAGUAACAUGCGUGACCCUAACAACAUUAUCUACAUGGAACUAGAAGGGGAAAAUGUGGAGCAUGAUUUUGAAUCAGGAGAAUGUGACAAUGUAACAAAAAUUUCUCUUGAUUCGGGUGGAAGUACAGAUUCAAAUGACUUAGAACAAGUUGAUGUUGAAGCAAAUGAAUUUAUAUACUAA
Molecule: messenger RNA, 1776 nt
Organism: Impatiens glandulifera
Lineage: Eukaryota; Viridiplantae; Streptophyta; Magnoliopsida; Ericales; Balsaminaceae
Exons: 7
Coding region: 1-1776 (591 amino acids)
Source: RefSeq, a predicted model, not a curated record